This is a messenger RNA of Neohortaea acidophila, 1986 nucleotides long. Its product is annotated as gaba permease. The record is from RefSeq and is a predicted model, not a curated record. Gene Ontology annotation, biological process: transmembrane transport. Bases 181 to 1707 code for a protein of 508 amino acids. NCBI's taxonomy places the organism in Eukaryota, Fungi, Ascomycota, Dothideomycetes, Mycosphaerellales, Teratosphaeriaceae. The transcript has 6 exons. Gene Ontology annotation, cellular component: membrane. Gene Ontology annotation, molecular function: transmembrane transporter activity.
CUCUGCCAACACGUGCUGCAGCUCAACAUGCAGCAUACUUGCAGUAGUGGACCGGCAAGUAUGGGCGGUCUGCCGAUUUCUUCAAGAACCUGUUUCCAUCUUCUCCACUCAAUCUCUUAGCCUUCUCAUCAGGUGUUGCUGAACUUGUCAUUCUCGUGGUUUAGAAGAUUGCUGAGCAAAAUGUCGGGCGACAGCUCUCCAACCGAGAAGGAGCGUAAGUCUUCACACACGGCGAGUCUUGCUGAAGGUCUCGCCAAUAACGACGAUGCGGCGAUGCUGGCCAAGUUGGGCUACAAGCAAGAACUGCGGCGCAAUUUCACCAUGUUUGAGAUUUUCGGCAUUGCGUUCUCCAUCAUCGGACUUUUGCCAUCCAUAGCUGCCACCCUCACCUAUUCCAUUCCGGCCGGGCCUGCUGGAAUGGUGUGGUCGUGGUUCUUGGCCUGCAUGUUUAUCUUCAUCGUCGGUCUUGCCAUGGCAGACUUGGGCUCUGCAAUGCCGACCUCGGGAGGGUUGUACUGGUGGACGCAUUUCUUCGCCGCGCCGAAAUAUCGUAACGCCCUCUCCUUUCUCGUCGGCUACAGCAAUACCCUAGGAUUGGUAGGCGGCCUCUGCUCAGUGGACUACGGCUUCUCCCUAAUGUUUAUUGCUGUCAUCGUCAUUGCGCGUGACGGCAAUUGGACCCCAUCCAACGGCGACGUCUACGCAGUCUUCCUCUGUACAGUGCUCUGCCACGGCAUCCUAGCUAGCACCCUGAGCAAAGUCAUGGGAAAGCUGCAAACCGUCUUCGUAGUGAUGAACUUCGUCCUCAUCUUCGCGACAAUUAUCGCCCUGCCAAUUGGACGUGCGCACCACCGCAACGACGCCGCGUUCAUCUUUGCUAAACUCGAGAACCUCACAACCUGGCCCAAAGGCUGGACGUUCAUGCUCGCCUGGCUGAGCCCAAUCUGGUCCGUCGGAGCCUUCGACUCCUGCGUCCACAUGUCCGAAGAAGCGACCAACGCCGCCCGCGCCGUCCCCUACGGCAUCCUAAUGGCCAUCGGCAGCGCGUGGUUCUUCGGCUUCAUCAUCGUGAUCGUCAUAGCAGCCACGAUGAGCCCCAACGCCGCCAGCCUGCUCGGGAGCAAAUUCGGGCAACCCAUGGCGCAAAUCUACUACGACGCGAUCGGCAAAUCCGGCGCACUGGCGCUCAUGACCCUCCUCUUCUGCGUGCAGUUCAUGACCGGCCUGUCCAUCCUCGUCGCCGUGUCGCGCCAAAGCUGGGCGUUCAGUCGCGAUGGUGCACUGCCGUUGAGUCGGUAUAUUCGCGUCGUGAGUACCAGGCUGGGAUACAUUCCGUUCCGCGCGAUUUGGUUCUGCGUCACGAUCGCCAUUCUUCUCGGCUUGCUUUGCCUCAUCGCUCCCGCGGCGGCACUCGCGCUCUUCUCCCUCGCUGUGGCUGGCAACAAUCUCGCUUUUGGAAUGCCGAUUUUCUGCCGUGUGGUUUGGGGGCAGAAGAAGUUUAGACCGGGUCCGUUUCACACGGGGCGAUUUAGUGUGCCUCUUGCGUGGACGGCGGUCGUCUUCCUGGUUUUCGGAACAACCCUAGCUAUGUUUCCCGCCGGGGGUCCGAAUCCGAGCCCAGCGAACAUGAAUUACACCGUUGUGAUUAACGGAGCAGUAUGGGGCGGGGCAUUGGCUUAUUACUUUAUCGAUGCGAGGAAAUGGUGAGUCCCGUGGACGUUGUGAGGGGAUCGAAAUGGAGGCGUAAGCUGACGGCUGCAUAGGUUUACGGGGCCGAAGAUUACGCUGAACCUAGACGAUCUGAGCGAGGAGCAGGAACAGGCUAUCAAGGAGGAAGGAUUGGAGAUUGAGCGUGAGGGUGGGGAGAAGUCCGGGACGCAGAAUGCGCCGCUUGCGAAGGAAGUCGAGGGCGAGGCUUGAGGUGGGAGUGUCUGAGCGAAAGUGGGGGCACUUGAUGAGCCUGUUCCCUGUGUAGGUCAUGAGAGA